Messenger RNA from Medicago truncatula (barrel medic), 1907 nucleotides. RefSeq names its product sugar transport protein 14. The record is from RefSeq and is a predicted model, not a curated record. Gene Ontology annotation, biological process: monosaccharide transmembrane transport. Gene Ontology annotation, molecular function: monosaccharide transmembrane transporter activity. Bases 232 to 1764 code for a protein of 510 amino acids. Gene Ontology annotation, cellular component: membrane. The transcript is spliced from 4 exons. Lineage: Eukaryota; Viridiplantae; Streptophyta; Magnoliopsida; Fabales; Fabaceae.
AUAGAAUUACUAAUAGCCUUCCAAUGCCAUUUUCUAAAUCAAGCAAAUUUUGGGAAAUAAAUAAAAGAAACAUCAAGUAGCAAUUAGUAUUAACUUUUUCUCAUAUGGUUAUUGAAUCCUCAUUAGAGUUGGCACUUAUGACUGUUCCCUAAAUAUAUCCACUUUGAUUUUGUUUAGUGUUUCUCACUUGAAUUGAUUGUUUAAGAAAAAAUAUCAAAAAGUUAGGGGAAAAUGGCAGGUGGAGCAUUUGCAGAUGGUAGCACCCUCAAGAGGGCUCAUCUUUAUGAGCAUAAGAUAACUGGUUAUCUCAUAUUUUCUUGCAUUAUUGGAGCACUUGGUGGGGCUCUAUUUGGAUAUGAUCUUGGUGUUUCAGGUGGUGUUACUUCCAUGGAUGAUUUCCUCGUAGAAUUCUUCCCACAUGUGUAUGCGAGGAAGCAUGAAAAACUUCAAGAAACAGAUUAUUGUAAAUAUGAUGAUCAAAUAUUGACACUAUUUACUUCAUCUCUCUACUUUGCGGCUCUUGUGUCCACAUUUGGCGCUUCAAGUCUAACAAAAAACAAAGGAAGGAGAGCAAGUAUCUUAGUUGGUUCUGUAAGCUUCUUUUGUGGAGCUAUUAUCAACGCAGCUGCCAAGAAUAUAGCAAUGUUGAUCAUUGGACGUAUUCUUCUUGGAAUUGGUAUUGGAUUUGGAAACCAAGCUGUUCCUCUAUAUCUUUCAGAAAUGGCACCAGCAAAAAUUAGAGGAGCAGUGAACCAACUCUUCCAAUUAACAACAUGUUUAGGAAUUUUGAUUGCUAACCUUGUGAAUUAUGGUACUGAGAAAAUUCACCCUUGGGGAUGGAGAUUAUCCCUAGGUUUAGCAACAGUUCCAGCAAUAUUCAUGUUCAUUGGAGGCAUUUUUUGUCCAGAAACACCAAACAGUCUCGUUGAACAAGGCCGAAUGGAUGAAGGAAGAGUAGUGUUGGAAAAGAUUAGAGGAACCAGAAAUGUUGAUGCUGAAUUUGAUGAUCUUAUUGAGGCUAGCAGAGAAGCAAAAUCUAUUAAGAAUCCAUUUCAGAAUCUCCUUUUGAGAAAGAAUAGACCUCAAUUCAUCAUUGGUGCAAUUUGUAUUCCAGCAUUUCAACAACUUACUGGAAACAACUCUAUUCUAUUCUAUGCUCCUGUUAUUUUCCAAACAAUUGGAUUUGGCUCUGGUGCAUCUCUAUAUUCAUCUGUUAUUACAAGUGUUGCUCUUGUUCUUGCUACACUCAUCUCAAUGGCUUUGGUUGACAAGUUUGGUAGGAGAGCUUUCUUUUUGGAAGCUGGUACUGAAAUGAUAAUAUGCAUGGUUGCCACAGCUAUAGUUUUGGCUACUUGUUUUGGAGAUGGAAAACAACUUUCAUUUGGAGUUGCAAUCUUUCUAGUUUUAGUGAUUUUCUUAUUUGUUUUGGCAUAUGGAAGAUCUUGGGGUCCCUUAGGGUGGUUGGUUCCUAGUGAACUCUUUCCAUUAGAGAUAAGGUCAUCUGCACAAAGUGUUGUGGUGUGUGUCAACAUGAUCUUCACCGCCAUUGUCGCACAGUUCUUCCUUGUGUCACUUUGCCACCUUAAAUACGGAAUCUUCUUGCUUUUUGGUGGAUUGAUUGUCCUUAUGAGCUGCUUUGUCUACUUCCUAUUGCCAGAAACCAAGCAAGUUCCAAUUGAAGAGAUUUAUCUUCUGUUUGAGAAUCAUUGGUUUUGGAAGAAUAUUGUCAAAGACGAAAACAAGGGGUCUGAAACACAAGCAUAAGUCGAAGUCUCGAAUGUUGUUCAUUCUGAAUUUGUUUUUUCAAAGACAAAUAAAUGUUAGCGGUUAAUAAAGUUAGGGGAUGGGAAAUUUUGUACGUAGGAAGGAUCAAAUCAUGUACCUCCAUAGUCAAUACUAGGCCACCU